Spodoptera frugiperda (fall armyworm) is the source of this 1741-nucleotide messenger RNA. RefSeq names its product sucrose-6-phosphate hydrolase-like. Gene Ontology annotation, cellular component: cytoplasm. Gene Ontology annotation, biological process: carbohydrate metabolic process. Lineage: Eukaryota; Metazoa; Arthropoda; Insecta; Lepidoptera; Noctuidae. The record is from RefSeq and is a predicted model, not a curated record. The transcript has a single exon. Gene Ontology annotation, molecular function: beta-fructofuranosidase activity. Bases 8 to 1513 code for a protein of 501 amino acids.
AGCGGAAAUGAUCUAUUCAGAGAGAAGCGCUCAGCGCAUAUGUCUGUUACACUACACAGACACAAUGUUACUAGUUGUGAUUAAGUUUUUACUUUUAACACUUCUAUUUUAUAGAAGUUCCGCUGAGAAACUCAAUGAUCGAUUUGUGCCACGGUUUCAUCUCUAUCCGCCUCAUGGGUGGAUGAACGAUCCCAAUGGAUUCUGCAAAUUUGGAGAAAACUAUCAUCUGUUUUACCAAUACAACCCUGUCACCAGUCAAGAGCCCGGAAUCGCACAUUGGGGACAUGCAGUGAGUCCUGACCUAAUUCACUGGAUGAAUCUACCCAUUGCAAUGUAUCCAGACCAACCUUACGAUAAAAGUGGAGUAUUUUCAGGCAGUGCUAUAAUUGAGAAUAAUACAAUGUACCUUCUAUACACCGGGAAUGUUAACCACCCUGGAAACACUCCUGAUCACAUACAAAGACAAGCUUUGGCUUCAAGCACCGAUGGAUUAAAUGUGACAAAAUAUGCAGGGAAUCCUGUCAUCAUGGGAGAAGAACACCAGCCGAAUAUCAGAGACCCGAAAGUGUGGAAGCACGGUAAUACUUUUUACAUGGUUCUGGGAAAUUCUUUCAAUAAUAAUAGCCUCGGACGAGUUUUACUUUAUUCGUCGCCCGAUUUAAUAACAUGGAAACAGGUGUCAGUUUUAGAUGAAUCUGAUGGAUCGUUAGGUUACAUGUGGGAAUGUCCUGAUUUCUUCGAGUUAGAUGGUAAAUUCGUUCUAUUAUUUUCACCACAAGGAAUUAAAUCUCAAGGGGAUAAAUAUAGGAACUUAUAUCAAACUGGAUAUAUUGUUGGCAGAUUUGAUUACGAGUCCCAUUUAUUUACGCCUUUGACAGAGUUCAGAGAAUUGGAUCAUGGACAUGAUUUUUAUGCCACCCAAACAAUUUUGGAUGAAUAUAGACGUAGGAUUGUAAUAGCGUGGUUUGACAUGUGGGAGCAAAAUUAUCCUGAACGUGACGAUGGGUUUACUGGCCAAAUGACAGUACCGAGGGUUUUAACACUGACCCAAAAUUAUAGACUCGUCCAGAAGCCAAUUAAAGAACUGUUCCUAGCACGUGGUACUCAGUUACAUAAUGGUAAGGCUGAUGGUGGCUAUACGACUAAAUUGCAAAAUAAAGCAGCUGAUAUACGAGUGAGAGCAAAUCGAUUGAAGGAUUUUACAAUAUUCAUAGAAUCUGAUAAUGCGUCUGUUUCAAUAAGUUAUGAUCACAAGAGAGGUACAGUUACUCUUGACCGUGGUGGUGAAGAUGGAGUUCGGAGGACAAAAUGGAGACCUGAUCGACAACUGCAGUGGCAGAUUCUUGUAGACGCUAGUUCUAUAGAACUGUUCUGUGGAGAGGGUGAAGUUACAUUCUCCAGUCGAUACUUCCCCUAUAGCGAUGUGACCAUCAGGUUAGCAGAUGACACAGUAGCUGAUGAUCUAACCAUAUAUGCAAUGCGUCGCACAGUGGCAGAGUCUCAAGAUUUAUAACGCUUAGAUGAAGAUAAACAAAUGACGGAAAUCGUUUGAAAUGACCGGACAUGCAAUCAUGAUGAUAAUGAACUGUGAAAAGUAACAAAUUAUUUUAAUGGCUGCUUUUAGGUACCUAUUCCAAGGCCUACGUUAUCAUCUAAGUGGUCAAUUAAAGCAACUACAAUAAUUUGUUCUAUUUAUACCAAAGCUUUGCUAAAAUGUGAAAAAAUAUACGUUUUUGUUUAA